AGAGCGCGCGAGUUGUAACAUCGAACUCCAGGGGAAGGUCGCAAAAGAAUUGACGCUUCUCCACAGCUCGCAGCCUCAGGCUAAGGUACAGUUCCUUUAAUCAGGACUUCAAAGAAGCCCUCGACAGCAAUACAGCAAGUUUUCGGGACCACACUCACCGGGAAAAUGUGUAGAACGACAUUGUUGGUAACUGCGUUGCUCAUGGCCUGUCUUCGCACCACGAUGUCUUCCAGGAACAACCUUUCCUUAUCGGCGGAUAAGACGCAGGAAGGAGUAGGUUGUGAGUGGGCGACUUUCGAACAGAGACGCAAAGUAUGUGAGCAAACUUUUUCAGGAGGGAAUGCACCUGUGAAAGUGACGUGUAGCGAUGGUCAAGAAUACGUCGCCUGCGUGAAUACAGCCAUGCGUCAAUCCAGGUGUAUCACGAACAGCAGCGUCAGGGAAAGCGAGUAUGAACGCAUUAUGGGCAAUAUGCGACGCAGAAAUCUCACUUGCGCCUUCUCUCAAGCUCCAGAAAUCAUGCGACAGGAUUUGGGGUGUCAGAAAUCUGUCGCAGUGAAGAAGCUGUUCGCGUGUUCUGCAGUCUUUCGCAGUCGAAUGAUGUCACAAGUGUCUGCAGAUUCUGGAAAAAACACUAUUUGCAGACUCGUGAACAAUUACAAAGAGUGCGUUCACUCUGGGCUGAAGCACACGAACUGCAUCGGCGACAAGCAUUUCUCUGAUGAUCUAUUGUACUUCAUGGGGAACGAAGUUGCAUCCUACGCAACCAUGUGUAGACUUGUAGGGGCUCAAGAAAUGAGAUUGCAGAAAGCCUUCUCUCGAGGGGACAAAUUGUGCAAUCAAGCGACGGCCACCGAGACGUAUCUCACUUGUGGAAAGCAGUUCCUGGACAGUGUUCCGGUUCACGUGCUCCAUGCGCAGCCUCAGCAGGGAAGUGAGCUUUCAGAGCAAAGCAGAAUGGCCGCCCCCUCAGGUGCAGGAGAAGUCAAUAUCAAACAAGAACACGAGGACAUGGGCAUCUGCAUGGGUCUCAGGACCUGGCUCGCAUGCUACCACGAAGGUUUCACAAAGUCUAACUGCAAGGAAGGCACAGAACUUCAUCGACGGUCCAAAGUUAUACACAAGGCCUUGGUUGCAGAAUUCGGCUGCUCAGACGUUCGACCAGCUCCUACAGAAAUGGAAGAACAGUCCCUGUGCCAAGAAAGGAGGAUGCUCAAUGAUUUCUUCAUCUGCGCUAUGAAUUACCACGUCAGCAGAAAGCUCAUUGAGAACGAAGCCAACCCUGAUGCUUUAUGCCAGACAACUGGGAAACUCGAAAAGUGCGUGACAAAAUCAAUGAAAAAUACUGGCUGCCUCCACGAAGAAAGUCGCAUCAUGCACCAUUUAAAGUACAUCACAGAUUUGAUCACUGAGCCUUCGUCUGCUUGCACUCAGGGUCAAGCUACACUAUCGCAGCAGUCCUUCCUUUCCAACGAUACAAAGUGCUGGAAAAAUGAUCUCUUUAAGCGGUAUUUUGAAUGCGGCUUCACAUUCCAGAAAGGGUUGGAAUUCGACGACAUCCCUUCUUUCAGAAGUGACGGUGAUAGGAGGUGCAUGAUGGUAGCAGAUUACAACGCUUGCUAUCACAAAGCAGUGGGGGAAGCUGGCUGUCUUUCCAAGUCUUCUCUUACGGACACCAUGGAGUAUAUCAUGGAGCUAGGGACCAAAGACGCAGGCUACAAGUGCCUCAAACAGCCAGUCACAUACAACUCUGGUCUUAUCAAUGUCAAAUGUGCCAAGUCUGUUGCCGUAAAGAACGUGUUCCUCUGUGCGAUCACUUUUGAACAGAUUGUUGAUGACCUGAGGGCAAAACGCCAAGAUUCUGCCGAGAACAUGUGCAAGUACUUGGAAGAGAUGAGCACUUGCGUGACUGUCGUGAAGCGAAGCACAGGAUGUGACCGAGACAGUGAAAUCUUUCAUCAUGUGACGCCCGUCCUUCAUUCGCUAACUCACGAUUACGAAAAAAGAUGCACCAACAAUUCAAGCCCUUUCCGAAUGUCUUUUGUUCAGUUGAAGUCACCUGUUGAGUGUAUUCGACAGCACGUUUUGAAAAAGAUGUUCGUCUGUGGCCUGACAUACAGUAAUCUUGUCGACGAGAUCGAACCUCGAGUCGAAAGCAGAAGUCAAGUGAAAUGCAAAUUGCUAUUGGACUACAAAAGUUGUAUCCAGAACGUAUCAGGUGGCACUGGCUGCGAGGAAGAUCCAGAGGUGCGAGCGCAGAUAAUGUCGUUCAUGGACAUGAUGCGUGAUGAGUACAGGUCAAGUUGCAUGGACGACGCCUUGCAGUGGGAUUCGCAGCAAUCCCCUCUGUUUCGAGAGCUCCAAGACGACCAGAGCAGCACGUCAGCAUCGAAAGAGAGUCCGUUCCAAAAGGGAGCCGUCCCGGGACUGAAGAGUGUACAAGCUGGAAAUAGAAACAACGUGGAUAUCGAUGUUGACACUUUCCUGGAUCAUGCUGCAAUGGAUGGAACGCAAGUGGCUAACCCCAACAGGAAACGUGGGGUGCAGAUCGCCAAAGAGUACCUCGAUGAUUCCUCCGUUGGAUUGUCGUCUUAUGCUUCGGGACUGGACUAUAAGGACGAUGACGAUGUUCUACCGAGAUCUCUAAAUAAAAGGAACAAAUUGCGUGAGAACAUCCUCAGCCGCAGAGGAGACCCCAGUCUUUGGGUGAACAGCAGACGGGCUAUCAAAAUCCUCGACGAUGAAGAGCAAGGUGACGACAGACGGACGAGGGGAAGAGACAGUGGCAAGUUUUCCUUGGGCGAGAGACUCAGGGCAAAGAAGGCGCAGGAUUACGAGGACGACGACUACGAUAUCCUCUCUGACAAAGAAAUGCGUGUCUCUGGAGAAGAGUGCCAAAUGAAACGCCUUAGAAAGCAGUCUCAAAUAUGCGACAAGACUUUCUCACAAAAUAUUCAAUCAGUUACGGGAAGAAAUUCUGCACGUUUGCUCGAGAGUGUUCCACCUGCAAAAGAAAUCCAGGGAAAGCUAUGCCUAUCCCUGAAGGCAUAUCGUUCGUGCCUGUUGGAAACUGCAAAUCGACUGAACUGUGGGGAAAUUGCAGGAAAAGUUUCUGUCGUGGUUGAAGAUCAGAUGAAGAAACUUGGAAUGGCGUUCUGCACAGGCUGUCGACCACAAUUUCGAAACUUUUUCCAGCUGGCUGUUGCUGCCGUGCUAUUUCAAUACAUUUUGACAUAAGAUACGUAAGCUUACGCGUGUAAUAUUAAGCGUCAGCUCAUAUACGGUUGAAAAUUUGCGAUACCUAAAUUGUGUAACUUACGAGCUUAUCAGUACGUGUGCUUCAGAUGUGACGUGCAGUCAUCAGGUUUUGGACAGCUGUUGUUUUCAACGACGAGCUGUUCGGCCAGUCCAAAUGCCCCUGUUGCUGCGAUUCCCCCUCAAAAUAAUGACGAUAGACAAGGUUUUGCCAGAAUUUUUUGCCAGGACGUUUUCUAAUGAAGACUGAAUGAGGAUGAUAAUAAUAAUAAUAUUUAUUUUUUA
This is a messenger RNA of Ornithodoros turicata, 3540 nucleotides long. RefSeq lists its product as uncharacterized. The record is from RefSeq and is a predicted model, not a curated record. The transcript is spliced from 20 exons. Bases 166 to 3237 code for a protein of 1023 amino acids. NCBI's taxonomy places the organism in Eukaryota, Metazoa, Arthropoda, Arachnida, Ixodida, Argasidae.